AUGAAACAGUAUCAAGUUGAUAAAGAUCGCCAAAUGACUUACAACGAUAUAGAAAAAUUAAUAUACUUCAACAACAACUUUCUAUCUGAAUUGCCUGAACCAAACACUGUUUUUAACAACUCUUUAUGCUUUGAAAAUCAUAAAAAUUCAAACACUUUUCCAUUUGGAAACCCAUCAGACUAUUACUCUUUGCAUAAUCCUGCCUGGGUUAGUCAUACUGGGCUUCCUACUGAGGUAGGCGGCAUCGAGGAUGCUCACGACUCCCACAGUCCUCUACAGGAUGUUCGAGAAUAUUUAAAAGAUCAUUUUCACGACGGUUUGGAAACCGAAGUUGGAAGAAGAAGCAGCAACUUAUCAAAUCACAGUACCCCCCAACAACAUAUCUAUUCUGAAACACCGAUGGACAGAGCCCUUCAAUCAAACAAUUCCAUCUGUAACAUUCUACCGAAUACGUUCCCGAAUCCAAAAAUCGCUAUGGAAAGUCACAUCGGAUAUCGUCAGCAUCCCAGUGAUACCCCGGUCGCCAAAGAAAAUCGGUGCUUUCUACUAGCGACUCUUCCUGAAAAAACAGCUACUGAUGAACCAUAUCUAACCAAUAUGAAACAAAGAAGUGCCUGUAUCCGCCAUUAUUUACCUCACACCCCAAUCCACCCAAUGUUUCCUUCGUUUUAUUCUGAAUUACCAAAGCUUGCUCUUUUUCCCCUACCCAAACAUCCGUUCGAAGAAGAUGUGAAGUAUAUCAAAUAUUGUCCCAUUGACGAUUAUUACUUGCCCCGAUAUACUCGUGGCCAGGGUAAGAAAAAAGAAGGCCUUUGCCCUAUCUGUUGUUUACAUAAAAGUUUCGUUUGGCUUCGAACGAAAACCAGCGCAUACUGGUAUCACAUGAAUUUUUUACAUGGCAUUCAUAGUAAAGGCAGACCUUAUCAUCCGCCCAUUGAGUUCCGCACAAUUCCCGUUCGAAAGGUUAAGAGUAUAAUUGGGCUACCAGAUAGACGUCAAAUAGUACAGGGAAAAUGUCAUCAAUGCAACCGUUGGGUUCGUUGCCAGGGUACGUAUCUAAAAAAGAACUUGCUAUCUAAAAUUUGCUGCACAGUCGAGUUUUUUCUCUUAACUAAUCUUUUUACUUUGUUUGGUUUUAUUCAUUAG
Schizosaccharomyces osmophilus is the source of this 1146-nucleotide messenger RNA. It is a transcript of the gene meu26, whose product is annotated as DUF4451 family conserved fungal protein. The record is from RefSeq and is a predicted model, not a curated record. The coding region runs from base 1 to 1146 and encodes 381 amino acids. The transcript has a single exon. NCBI's taxonomy places the organism in Eukaryota, Fungi, Ascomycota, Schizosaccharomycetes, Schizosaccharomycetales, Schizosaccharomycetaceae.